AAACACCAGACCACAGACAACCUGGCUUUACUGAAAGUGACUUACAUACUAGAGGUCUUUUCACGUAUAACGUUUUAGAGUACGUCAGUGCCAUCAUGGCAUCGAAAACACUUUCAUCUGAGAUAGAAAAGAUGAUCCGCCAUCUCUGUUUGAACGACUUUCCCUGUGGAAAUGGCAGCUGGAGAAAAUCCAAAGACGGUGGAGAUGGACCAGAGAGGGAGUCAGCAGAUGAGCUUCUGGAUCUCUUGAAAUGCCCUCGUUCCCCAUGGGGGCAGGUUGAUGACUCCUGGAGCCCUCAAGUUUCCACACUGAGAGAGCUGGCUGUGCUAACUCCUGAACGUCUACGAAAAAACUUUAUUUACAAUCACUUUACAACACUUCGCAUUGUUGACAAGGGUGUGUCAGUCAUUGAUGAUGGUCUUCUAAAGUUCUCAAAGCUGGAGGAGCUAGUUCUGAGUGCCAAUCUGCUGACAGAAAUCGCUGUGGAGAGUCUUCCCAUUACACUGAAGGUUUUGGAGCUUCGUGCAAACCGUUUGUCUUCUCUAAGCGGUCUCAGCAGCUGCCGGCUUCCUCAGCUUCAGUAUCUCAGCCUUGGCUCAAACCCCAUCGGUUUGCAUGAAGACGUGUCUUGUAUUACUGGAAGAAAAUGGCCACAGCUAGUGUGUUUGGACCUCAGUGACUGUGACUUUGAGGACCAGCAGGCCCUGGUAAAGGCCCUCAGUACCCUCUCAUGCCUUAAGACACUAAUACUAGAGGGAAAUCCUUUCACCCUUGCACCAGCGUAUCCAGGCCUUACUGUGGACACCCUCACACAGCUUGCUUACUUAGAUGGCUCAGACAUCUCCCCUGAGGAAAGACAGCAAUUCAGAGGCUUUGCCACAAUGAAUGAUCUAAAGGCAGACACAGCAUUAGCUACCGUGAGUGUUGGGAGGAUGAGAGGAAUGCCAGAUCCAACGGUGAGAGUGGAAGGAUCAGCUCCUGAAUUAUUUGUCACCACAAAAUAUUACAUCUUUUAUGAAUUUCCGAGUCAUCACGCUCCUAAUAAUCUGAACUUGGCGUGUAAGUCUGUAUCUGACACAGUCUCCACAACGACAGAGGACGGCUCAACUAACACAAGCCUGCAAUCAAACAGGAACCAUGAAAGAAAGAUACACAGAUCAGACUGCGGAGUGGUCAAAACCACAGAAACCUGCAGUAUCACAGCACCAAUGUCCAGUCACAGCACGUCAAAAUUAACAUGGUCGGAGGUCAUGGAUUUCAGUGACUCACAAACGUAUGCCGUCAUUUCUCUGAGAGACUUCAAGACAUUUCUGAAGCGUGGACUUUACUUAAGGCUAGAAGAGGAAAAGAUAGUAUCACGGCCUGCAGCCUCUGAAGAUGCCCUGUCAGACAAAUCAGGCCAAACGGUGAAAGACAUGAAAGGCAGGAAAGGGAAGGAGCCUCAAGAUAAGCUGAUUUCCACCAAAGUAAAGUCAACGGAUAAGAAGGGGACAUCUGUCCAAAGACUUGUUGAUGACGCUCCUAUUAGACGAAUCCUUGGCUCAGCUCACGUUCCUCUGCAAAGCCUGAUCAGAGGAGAUCCUGAACUCAGCGUCAUUUGUGAGUUUGAUCUUCAGCACAAAGACUUUGAGGUGGAUGUGGCACAAACACCUCACAAGGAUCUGGAAAAGAACAAAAAUGAAGAUGAGGUGCUAAAGCAAAGAGGAAGUUGCGGAAAAGGACAGAAGAAUGUAUCACAUUCAAAAUGCAAAGAAAGCAAGAAACAAUAUGUGAAUACUCAGUCAGACAAUCCACAACCUGUCCAGCAGGACAAAGUGACCGUGGAGCUGAGAGUGCAGCUGGAGAAAUGGGGCUCACUUUCAGAAGCUCAACCACACCAACAUUCCUGAAGCAAACCAAGGUUUAAAUUGCAAAACAACUUAUAUUAC
Molecule: messenger RNA, 1928 nt
Organism: Oryzias latipes (Japanese medaka)
Lineage: Eukaryota; Metazoa; Chordata; Actinopteri; Beloniformes; Adrianichthyidae
Product: leucine-rich repeat-containing protein 43
Cellular component (GO): cytoplasm
Molecular function (GO): protein binding
Source: RefSeq, a predicted model, not a curated record